Molecule: messenger RNA, 5861 nt
Organism: Quercus robur (English oak)
Lineage: Eukaryota; Viridiplantae; Streptophyta; Magnoliopsida; Fagales; Fagaceae
Exons: 8
Coding region: 402-4829 (1475 amino acids)
Biological process (GO): negative regulation of DNA-templated transcription
Molecular function (GO): transcription corepressor activity
Source: RefSeq, a predicted model, not a curated record
UAGUUUUCAUAAAGUACCAAACCAAACCCGUAAUCUCUCUCUCUCUCUCUCUCUCUCUCACACACAUACACAGUCUCUCUCUCUCUCUCUCUUUGAUCGAUUUUUUUCGCCGGAAAUUUGUGUCGCCGAUCGGACCUACCGCAUCGCCGGUGAAGGAAUCGUGGAAACUUCCGGCGAGGUAAGAUUUCUUGAAAAUUUGAAAUCUUCCUUUGCCGUUUUCACAGUACGGUGACCUUUUUUUUUUUUUUUGAUUUACGUGAAGCAUUUUGGUUCAGAUCUGGUUGUUUUUUGGUACUUGAGAGAGAAUUAGGGUUUUCCUUUGUGUUUAAUCGAGAGGUUUUGGAUGGAUUUGACCGUUAAUUUGGGGAUUUAGGGAUUUUCUUGUGUAGAUUUUGAUGUAGAUGGAAGAGGGGUUGAGAUCUGGUGGCCCUUCGGGGCUAGUGGUGAAGAAUAGGAACUCUUCGGGUUGUUUAAUCGUUAGGAAAAAGAGUGGGGAUGGGGUGGGAGGAGUGGCUGGUUCUUCGAGUUCUCGAAAGGUUUACGAGCGGAGAAAGGAGAAGAAGAGGUCUAGGUUGGUUUUGAGUGAUUCGGGGUCGAGUGACGAGCUUUUGCCCACGCCUCGGAGAAGGGUUGCCCCUGAAACUAUUAGGGUUUGCAAUGGUUUAUCUGCCUAUGAUAAGGGUAUUGGAGAGGGGAGUGGAGUUGUUCGAAAGAGGGAUAGGUUGGAUCAUGUUAGGCAUUAUGAGGAUGGUAUGAUUGGUAGGAAUGGCUUUGAUGAGAGCGAAAGGAAGAGGAAUAAGAUGGAUGUUUUUGAGUUUGAUGAGUAUGAUGGGCUUGAUGGGGAAAGGAUGCGUAGGAAACGUUUCGAUGGUAGUGGAAUUGAAGUUGGAGGAAGGAGGUAUUUUGGAUCGAUGGAUAAGCCUCGAGGUGGGAUGGAGAGGGAAUAUGAAACCGGGCCGAGUAGACAUGGUUAUGACAAGAGAAAAAAUUUAUAUUUUGACCGGACAGGUGGCUUGAAUUUGGGAGAUAAUGUGGAUAAUGGUAGGUUUAAGAUGAGUAGAGAUGGAGCUCAGCUACCUCAAUCAUUUUUAAGGGAGAAGUUCGGGGGUCAUUCAGAUGAGCCGAUUAGAGUUCAGGGCAAAAAUGGUGUUUUGAAGGUGAUGGUAAACAAGAAGAAGAAAUUGGGUGGUGGGCCUUUGGAAAAUUUUGAUCCCCGCAAAGCUGAGGAAAGUAGAAAGAGUUUGAAAACUCCAGAUGUUGCUAAAAGGAAUAUAGUAAUUCAUUCUUCAUCAUACCCACCUGAGACAAAACUUAUAGAGAAACCAGGUUUAUAUGUCCGGCCAGAAAAAAGUCAGCUGGCUUUGCAGAAAUCUCUAUCAAGUAAGAAUAUCAAGGGUGUCAAAUGGGAUUCAGAGGACAGUGAUACGUCAUUAAAGCUAAGAUUGAAGAAUGUGGAGGCCCAUGAUUCUAUGAAGAAGGUAAGUUGCAAAGAAGAAAAUACUCCUAUGAAAAUAGUAAGUUCCAAAGAAGAAAAGACUCCUCCUUGUGAGAAGCUCCCACCAACUGCAAUUAAAGAAGGAAAAGUUAGGCGUGGUAGUGGCACAGAAAAGCAAAAACUGCGUGAACGGAUUAGAGGGAUGCUUCUGGAAGCUGGCUGGACAAUAGAUUAUAGGCCUAGGAGGAACAGAGACUAUCUAGAUGCUGUGUACAUUAAUCCCUCAGGAACAGCGUACUGGUCAAUCAUCAAGGCCUAUGACGCACUUCAAAAGCAAUUGAAAGACGAGGAUGAUGAGGCCAAAGUCAGUGGGGACAUUGCUUCAUUUGCUCCUAUAGCAGAUGAUGUGCUCAGCCAAUUAACCAGGAAAACUCGAAAGAAAAUUGAGAAGGAACUGAAAAAGAAGCGAAGAGAUUACAGUGAUAGUGAGAAUGAAGCAGAACCUGCUGUGAGAAGAUCUGCAAGUACCAAGCAUGAUGUGGAUAGCAUGGACAGUGCUAGCCAUGAAGAGAAACUAAGCUCCUUCAUAAAGCAGGGUGGUAAGUCAAUGAAGGGUAGAAUGAAUGAAAAUGGUUCUGCCAGUGUAAACUCAAAAAGUCAAAAUUCUACUCAUGAUAGCAUUGAAAAAGUAUCCUCUGGAUCCAAUUCCCGUAUCCUACAUGGAAGAAAGAGUAGAAAACUUGGCAGAUGUACUUUGUUGGUUCGUAGUUCUAAGAAGGGGCAAAAUUCGGAAACUGAUGGUUUCAUUCCAUAUACUGGAAAACGGACACUACUUUCCUGGCUGAUUGACUCUAAAACUGUGGAGUUAAGCCAAAAAGUGCAGUAUAUGAACCGUCGGCGGACUCGAGUAAUGCUGGAGGGUUGGAUUACACGAGAUGGCAUUCAUUGUGGCUGCUGUAGUAAAAUCCUCACUGUUUCGAAGUUUGAGAUUCACGCAGGGAGCAAAUUGCGUCAGCCAUUUCAACACAUAUAUCUGGAUUCUGGGAUUUCUCUUCUGCAGUGCCAGAUUGACGCAUGGAAUAGCCAGGAAGAGUCUGAACGCAUUGGUUUCCACUCUAUAGACAUAGAUGGAGAUGAUCCAAAUGAUGACACUUGUGGCAUCUGUGCAGAUGGUGGGGAUUUGAUCUGUUGUGAUGGUUGUCCAUCAACAUUUCAUCAGAGUUGCUUGGACAUACAGACACUUCCACCUGGUGAUUGGCACUGUCCAAAUUGUACAUGCAAAUUUUGUGGGUUAGUCAGUGUGGGUGUUGCUGAAGGAGAUGAUUCUACGGCCUCUGCACUACUCAAGUGUAGUUUGUGUGAGAAAAAAUAUCAUGAAUCAUGCAUGCCAGAGACGGAUGCUAUUCCUGUUGAUUCCAAUAAUCUAGUCCCUUCCUUUUGUGGGCAAAAAUGUAAAGAGAUCUUUGAGCAUUUGCAGAAGUAUCUUGGAGUCAAACAUGAACUGGAAGCAGGCUUUUCUUGGUCUCUUAUUCAUAGAAUGGACGAAGACUCAGACACAUCUCUUCGAGGGCUUCCUCAAAGGGUGGAAGGCAAUUCUAAGCUAGCUGUUGCACUGACUGUUAUGGAUGAAUGCUUUUUGCCAGUUGUUGACAGGAGGAGUGGGGUUAAUUUGAUACAUAAUGUUCUUUAUAAUUGUGGAUCAAACUUCAAUCGAAUAAACUAUAGUGGCUUCUACACUGCUAUUUUGGAGAGGGGUGAUGAAAUAAUCUGUGCAGCAUCUAUCAGGUUCCAUGGGACUAAGUUAGCAGAGAUGCCAUUUAUUGGAACUCGCCACAUAUAUAGGCGUCAAGGGAUGUGCCGUCGGCUUUUUGGCGCUAUUGAAUCAGCUCUGUGCUCUCUCAAGGUUGAGAAACUGAUUAUUCCUGCAAUUGCUGAACUCAUGCAUACAUGGACUAUGGUUUUUGGCUUCACUCCUCUUGAGGAAUCUCUCAGGAAAGAAAUGAGAUCGAUGAAUAUGUUGGUAUUCCCUGGUACAGAUAUGUUACAGAAGCUGCUACUUGAGCAAGAUAACAUGGAGGGGAACAUGACAGGCAGCACAGGCGCAAAGCAGAUGGAGUGCAAAAUCAAGCUUUCUACUAAGCCUGAGGCGGAAAAUAAAUCUGAUGUGGAUUCCUUAGCUGGGCAUGAUUCUAAUGGGUGUAACAGCAAUGGUUCGGAUCUUGCUAAGGAGAUAGCUGAUGAAGUUGCAGCUGCAGAUGAUAAAUCUGAUAAGGACUCCUCUGUUGGGCAUGAUCCUCAUGCGUGUGAUGAUACUGGUUUGCAUGAUGCUAAUGAGUUAACUGAUGAAGUUGUGGCUACAGAUAAUAAAUGUGAUAUGAAUUCCUCAGCAGAUCUACAUGGAUAUGGUGAUGCUGGUCUGCAAGGUGGUGAUGAACUAAUGAAUGAAGCUGCAGAUGCUGACAAUAAAUCUGAUAUGGAUUCAUCAGCUGGGCGUGACCCUCAGGGGUGUGAUAAUUCUGGUUUGCGUGGUGCUAAUGAUUCUGUGGAUGAUAAAUCUGGGAUGGAUUCUGCAUCUGGGCAUGAUUCUCAAGGAGGUGAUGAUGCUGGUUUGCCCAGUGCCAAUGAGACAGCUGAUAAUUUUGAAACUGCAGAUUCGAGUUCUUUAGAUGCUCUUAAACUUAAGAUUCCAGCUUUGACCGAGCAGACUGUGUGUUCUGGCUCUCUUUCUGGAGACAAGUUAGCAGAGUCUGUUUCUAAGAAGAAACCUGACCCUCCCCCUAGUGUGAGCUGUGAUGCAAUAGAGAUGGGAAAUAAACCAUUGUUGGAUUUUCCUGUCAAAGAUAAUAUGCAGUCUUCUGUCCAAUGUCCGCUUGUGCCCUUAAAUGAUACUCUGGUGAUGAGUAGUUCAUUAGAUGCUUCUGAUGAAGUUAAAAUUCCUGUUUCAGUUGAGGGGACUGCAUGUUCUGACUCUCAUGCGGAGGACAAGUUAGCUCAGUUGGCAUCUGGCAGGAAAUGUAUGUCAUCAUCUGAUAUUAGUCAUGAUGUACUUGAGCUGGAAAACAAACCAGCAAUGGAUUUUCCUGUUGAAGAUCAUGCCCAGUCUCUGGAAGUGAGUGAUAUGGAUGGGGUACAUGAAGUAAAUGACAUUGACUGUCUUGAGCCUGUUCCUUCUUCAGGAGAAAUUUUUGCAGAGAACACCACCAAGGAGAUCAAUGAAAAGCAAGAUGUCUCUGAUUCUACACAAAAUGGUUCUGGUGAGUGUUCCUUGCAAUUUAAAUAUGAUUCAAAUAUUCAAAUUGUGUGUGAGACAGAGGGCACAUUACAUGCAUCUGAUUCUGAUGACAAGUCUGAGACUGCUGCACGUGAAAGAAAGACUGAAUCCAGUUCUGUUUGAAAUCAUUGCAGCAUCAAUACUGAGUACUCCACUCUACUAAUUAUAUCUCUCAAUGGGAGAAUGCCUCAUUUUUAGAAGAUUUUAAGGCUCUGGAGCUAGUGUCUUAUCUCCUGAUUCAGAUAGUGUGAAUAAAAUCUAAUGAGUCCCAAGGGAAAUUCAUUUUGCCUCUGGCUUAAUUUAUGAGUGUAAUGUUAAGGUUCUAGAUUAACUUUUGUGCAUGUCAAGAUUAAAGUUUCUCUCAGAAGGUUUUGAAGUCUGCCUUUUGAUUUGGGUGAUGUAGUGUCAUGUGCUCGUCAAUGGUGAAGUUGCUGCUUUAGAGACAACACUCGGAAGUUGGAGGUGAUCUUUGUAAUGUUCUGGGCAGGUCACCUACCCAUGCUUUUUCACGGUGUAUAUAUCUGAAUCUGCCGCGGACAAGUCGGGAGUUUCUCUUCAAGCCCUUUAUCAUUGUAGCGGUUUGCAUUUUAUCAAAGUCAUUUCAUCACAUGAGAUAGGUGGUUGUACAUGAUUUAUUGUAGAUCAUCUCAACUACCUUUCCUAGUGCGCAUAAUACAGGUCAGCCACAACCUGCUUGCCCAAAUUGAUUUUGAUAGGCUUCUUUAUGAGAGCGAUAAAAUAUGAUGCUGUUUGAUGGUACUUAAAAAAUCUCUCUGAGUUCCUGAGCUGAGACGGAACUUGUUUUAGAAGUUCUAUUUGGGACGAGUGUCAUGAUCUGAAAUGAAAAAGGGUACUGCUACUGGAAAGUUCUUCAAGGCACGUACGUAACAAGGAUGGCCUAAGCAAUGUUAAAAAUAUUCUUUAGAUAUGUAGAUUUAGUGGACAUUAAUAAUCAUAUUUCUUUGUAUGACCUUUUCCUUUUCCUUUUCCUUUUCCUCUUCCUCCGAGCUCAGCAGAUUUUGAUUUGUUUGCUCUUGUUACUGUUAUGUAAUCAGGGCAACGUUUGAUAUUUAUUAGGAUUUUAUGCUAUCUCAAACUCUGAGCAUUUUGUGAAUUAGAAGUUAAUUGGAUCUCCUUUGACUUGCCGAGACAAAA